AUGCUCGCCCAGUGGUUUGGUGCCGGUGCUCUCUCCGUUCCCCUGCUCCUUUGGGCCGGGUCGAUUCCAGGCGCUUAUCUUGCGACAGGCGACCGCAUCUGGCCGAAGGCUGGUGUGGUGGCAGCAGCCCUUCUCCUGGUCCUAUUUCUAUAUGCCAACCGAACGGCGGCCGCAUCCCGGCGCCACGGUAUCGAGCAGAGGACCGCUCGCAACGCCAUGAUCGAGAGCAGCCUCGGCGAUAUUGAUGCACGGUUCACAGCCGCGUCUUCGCGAGGAGGUGGCCGUGAGCUGGACCUCGCCACGCUCCGACAUCUGCAGCACAGCUUCGACAUGGCCCUGCAGCCGCCCUCAGACUGGUCCUGGUUCACGCGGAUCGACCAGUUCCAAACGUCGGCGCUGCGUUACCAGGUCUACGAGAUCAUGUAUGCCUUGGGCACGUACCAGGGCAUCUACACGCCCAACGCCCAUGCUUACGUCAGCGAGGCUUUUCGCCGCAUCAUCGCACGGUCGCUGACACCCGACGUGCUCGGGUUCUGGAAGUGGGAGUCGCUGCUCGGCCGCUUCAGCGCCGACUUCGACCCAGUCCUCCACGACAACAUCAUGGUGACCGGCUUCCUGCUGCAGGGCCUGAUGCUGUACACCGCCAACACGGGGGACGAGCGAUACUGCCGCAAGAACAGCGUGCGCUUUCAGGUGACGAGCGACAGGACCUAUGCCUACGACCUGCACUCGAUCCGCGACAGCGUCCUGCAUCAGUGGCAGGCGAGCCCAUUCUGCCUCUUUGCCUGCGAACCCAACUGGAUCUACACGCCCUGCAACUUCCAGGGCCUCACAGGCUCCCGUCUGUACGAUCGCUAUUUUGGGAGCUCCGGCACAGAUGUUCUCAUGCCUGUCUUCGAGGAGUCGCUCUGCCGCAACUUUUCCGAGACCAACGGCAGUAUCCUGCCGAUCCGCUCCGAACUGACCGGCUUCACCAUUCCCGGCCUCUGUGGUGCCCUGGGCGAUCUCACCGUCGUCAUGUUCGCCCGUGGCACCAUCAACCACCUCUCCCGCCGGUUCUGGGCCAUCUUUCUCGGCGAGAAAGUCGUCUUUGACCGCGAGACCGGCCAGCUGUCCCUUACCGGCCUCGUCGGCGCCGACAAGAUGGAUGCCGGCAACUAUACGCCCUCUGACUACGCCAUCUACCCGCAUCUGGCGCAAGCCGCUGGCGAGUACGGCGACAAAGACUUGCGGGCAGCAGCCCUGAAGAAAUGCUACGACGGCUUCGGCCAGAUCACCACGCCCACCGGCGCUACCUGCUUGGAUCCUGCCAAGGCAUCGACCGCUACGAACCUCUCGGUCCUUCGUGCUGAGCUGAUGCAGGGUGGUGACUGGAGAGACCUGAUCACAAAGGGCCCGCCGCCGACUGCUCUGUCUGGCCCUAUCCUCUCACAUGCCCCCUAUCCAGGAGUCCUGAUUGCAAAGGCAUACUCAAACGACUCGGUCGACCUGGACAUGGUUCUGUAUCCAUCUGGAGACAGUGGGACCUUUUCCUUGACUGUCUCGCGUCUUCAACCCGGCAAGACAUACAGCUUUCCAACCGAGACAACCGUUGCCGAUGAGAUGGGCGAUGCAACCUUUUCUGUCCUUGUCAAUGGCAGGACACACGUACACUUGGUCUUGACCGACGCAGAAGAUACAGAAUGA
This is a messenger RNA of Grosmannia clavigera kw1407, 1686 nucleotides long. RefSeq lists its product as uncharacterized. Lineage: Eukaryota; Fungi; Ascomycota; Sordariomycetes; Ophiostomatales; Ophiostomataceae. The transcript has a single exon. The coding region runs from base 1 to 1686 and encodes 561 amino acids. The record is from RefSeq and is a predicted model, not a curated record.